Molecule: messenger RNA, 3750 nt
Organism: Prionailurus viverrinus (fishing cat)
Lineage: Eukaryota; Metazoa; Chordata; Mammalia; Carnivora; Felidae
Gene: DESI1
Product: desumoylating isopeptidase 1
Exons: 5
Coding region: 893-1333 (146 amino acids)
Biological process (GO): protein modification by small protein removal
Molecular function (GO): peptidase activity
Source: RefSeq, a predicted model, not a curated record
CUUCAGGUUCCAGUCUAUGUUUCCAGCUUGAAACCUAACUCUCUGUAUCAUGAAACUUCCAAGUUCUAAAGCAGUGGUUCUCAACCAGGGGUAAUUUUGUGCCCCUAUCCCCAACCCCAGGGAAUUUGGCAGUGUCUAGAGACAUUUUUGAUGGGUGGACGGAAGCCAGGGAUGCUGCUAUAAACACCCUACAAUGCACAAGGCAGCCCUUCACAACAAAGAAUUAUCCAAGCAAAAAAUGGCAGUGGUGCUGAGGUUGAGAAACCCUCGCCUAAAGAAAGGUAGAAUGAUGUCAUGCCCACACCUGACCAAGCCUUCUAACUACAGAAGUCCCAAGGGCUCCACAUGGCUGUCUUAAAACACAUCUGCCGUCGUCUGUCAGCACUGGAUCCACCCCUUUCAGACAAGAUGGUAGCUGAGCUCUCAGUUCCAUUAAUGAGAGGAGACCAUAGGUCAGUAUUCCAUCUGGACUCCUGGAGCCUGCUGACAUUUGGGAUGACCAGAAUGUCUUUUUGCUUCGUUUGACUCAAGCCGAGUAAUAUGAGCACUUCCACCCGAAACAGGUCUUGCCUCAGCAUGGUCCAGGUUAACCUCUCCUGUUAACUGCCUAGGAACACCCCUUAGUCUGCAGAGCUUUAUUUCAGUAAAGGUGUGUCAGUAUCAGGGUGAAUCUAGGGACUCCUCUUCUGCUGUGUUCUAUUCUGCCCCAGGAGACAUUCAGCAGUGUCUGGAGACCUGUCUGGUUGUCACAACUGAUUGGGGGGGUGCCACUGGCAACUAGUGGGUGGAGGCCAGGAUGCUGUUAAGCUUCUAGAAUGCACAGGACAGCCCCCCAGCAAAGAAUUUUCCAGCCCCAAAUGUUAGUAGUGCCAAAGUUGAGAAACUCUGAUCUAUGGUAUUUAUGCCUUUGGUUAGUUUUAUAAGGCUGCUGACCGUGCAUACCUCCAUAGUUGUGCACAAGGAUGAGUUCUUCUUCGGCAGUGGCGGUAUCUCCAGCUGUCCCCCAGGAGGGACAUUGCUUGGGCCCCCAGACUCUGUGGUUGAUGUGGGGAGCACAGAAGUCACAGAAGAACUCUUUCUGGAAUACCUGUCCUCCCUGGGGGAGUCUCUGUUCCGAAGCGAGGCCUACAACCUCUUUGAACACAACUGUAACACCUUUACCAACGAAGUGGCACAGUUCCUGACCGGGCGGAAGAUCCCUUCCUACAUCACUGACCUUCCCUCUGAAAUUCUAUCCACGCCCUUCGGACAGGCCCUGCGGCCCCUCCUGGACUCCAUUCAGAUCCAGCCUCCUGGAGGGAGCCCCGUGGGCCGACCCAACGGCCAGAGCUAACAGGACUGCAUGGGACCGCCCUGCCUCACCGGGGCUUUUCCUUUUUAAACAAAACAAACCCUACCAGAUUUCUAUUUUAUAAUUUUACAUCAGAGCUAACAACCAGGGGAAGGCUUUUUAAAUUUCCCAGGGAAGGAGAUCACCAGGCUGCAUGUAGGACAAUGCUGCUAAGAAACAGAACAAAAUGCCAUCCCUUCUAAUAGUAUUAUACUAAUUUAUUAAGGCUGUCUUGUCUGUGAGUUCACUCUUGACGCUGCUUCCUAGGCGUCCUCCACACUGGAGAAAGGGAGAGGGUUUGUUUAAGCAGAAGGCAAGAGGCACGGUUUGGGGGAGCCCCGACCCAGAACCUCUUUCCAGAGAACGCCCACGCUGUACCCAGGUUGCCACCACCUGUGGGACCCAGGUGAGUUUUACAACAUCCACGAAGCAGCCAUUGCAACAUCCCGGAAGCAGUUCCUCUCUAGUGUUAAAUGAACCAAAGGAUUUGGUGCACGUGAGACCAGUUUCAGGAUGACUGACCCAACCUAAGUGAACUCUGUAGCCACAGCCUCUCUCACCUCCUCUCCCUACCCCAAGCAAGGCCACGGGGCCAGGGCUGGAGCAACCAAAAGCCUCAGGAUCAGGGGAGAGUGACAGCAAGUGUCAGGCCAGAGAAAACAGGAUAAAGCCAUUCUUCCUUCCACCUACUGAUUGCCAAUCCUCUGACAUCAAUUUUGGAGAACCUGCCUUGCUGGCUACAGGCUGCUCUUCCUCAGCAUGGCUGACCUCGUAGUUUGUGAAGGUUUGGGCUGGAGCGGCAGAGACCCAGGCCUAUUGUCUACAAGUAAUAAUGUAGAUUGUUUGUAGUCCCUGUACCACCCCCCUUCACCCCCAAACCAGAUGCAAUAUUCAGCUAGGGACCAAGGGGAAAUGAUUCCCUGUUCUAGGAAAAUAUCCCUCAUGUAGAAAGAUAGAAUAAUAAUGCAGAAUCAAGGUGGCAAGCAAAUUUUGAGUUGUUUCUGAUAGAGAUUUUUUACAUUAUCCUCAGUGUGUUUUGAAGGCACAUGUUAUUUCUGUUGUCAUUCUGACUUUAAGGAUGCAUUGUUGAGAGCCUGACUGGGCAUUUUCCUAAUGAGCUGCUGCUAGGAGCUUAUAGGGAGGACCAAUCUGGACGUUUCUUACCUGGAGAGGCUUUCAGAUUCCUUUUCUACACAUGCCUCCCUUAAGUUAGUUUUUGGGGGGGAGGUGUGGAGAAGGGUCUCAGAGCUGUCAGGUCCCUGAGUCCCAGCCCUGGCAUCUAUGGGUCCCUCCCGCCAUAGCUCCUGCCACUUCUCAGACUUGAAUUAUCUUCUCUUUCCUGGGGUCCGGCCUGCAGCAGGUGCCUUUGCUCUUCAAAAAGCUGCUGCUCAUCUUUCCCUGUCUCUACCAUUAGCCAUAGCAGUUGGCGUCAUCAGGGGCUUGGCUAGAGGAAAAGGUGAUUUUCUGCCUUUGUGUUUGCCUGUGACCUUCCCAGAGGCACCUCCAUGGUGACCAGCUGUGAUGUCAAGUGACAUUUUGGAGAGCAGAAAACUAGCAGGGACUGUUAUUUAAUGUUGACCUACUGGCAGAAUUGGGCUCACGGAGAAUAGGUUUCGGGCUGGGUACCUCCUGGGAAGGCAGCUUACUAGUGGAGUCCUUCACUUUCCACCCAGGUUUCUCUCCUUUUCCAGGUUGCCUUGCCCAGCCCUCUGUCUCUUCCAGGCUCCUGUUCCAGACUUUCCCUCCCAGGGCUCUCAGCUCUAGCCAGAAGGUGUGGCAUCACAGUCUCCUUCUCUCUUCUCCCCCAUAUCCAGGCUCAGCUGGCUUCACUCCUAAUAGCAGUCACUCCAGACCCAGGAGAAGUUAGCCAAAGUAGCUACCCUGAGAGACUGUCACUUGGUUCACUGAAAGUCCCCCUUCAUGCCCAGCAGCCGUUUGUGCCAAUGCCUGGGCUCUAGGCUUGUGGGGAAAGAUGGAGGGAUCAGCCAGCAAGCAGCCUUCUCUGAGCUCUCCAGGAAGGCCAGCUCUCUCCCCCCACCCAAGUCCCACUAUCACUCAUUUUGGAAGCCUGGGCUCAGGCUACGACCGCCAACCCAAUCCUCACAUUUCUCUGUCAAUCCCAGAACCUCAGGAGCGUGCUCAUUAUGACCAGCUAGCUCCACACAAGUGUGUGAGGCAAGCAGAGUGAGAAAUGAGCCAUGUGUGUAUCAUACAGUAGACACCUCCAUCAAGGUCCAUUGGUUUAAAGGGACAGGGAAGGAGGAGGGAUGGACCUCACCCCUUCCCCAAAAUAAAGCUUGUACCUUUGAGAUUCCUUUUUGCCCAUGAAGUCAAACUAAUGACUGUGUCUAGUACGGAGGUGUUUGCUGGUUUUCUUUGAUGUUUUUUCUAAUGCAAUAAACUCAUUUCUGCCUGCUGCA